UCAGAGCAUCACAUCUCAUUCAGCUCCAGCACUCACAGCACAGAGACUGCUGGAAUUAACACUGCACUCAUAGACUGCUGGAAUUAACACUGCACUCAUAGACUGCUGGGAUUAACACUGCACUCAUAGACUGCUGGAAUUAACACUCCACUCAUAGACUGCUGGGAUUAACACUGCACUCAUAGACUGCUGGGAUUAACACUGCACUCAUAGACAGAUGGAAUUAGCACUGCACUCAUAGACUGCUGGAAUAAACACUGCACUCAUAGACUGAUGGGAUUAACACUCCACUCAUAGACAGAUGGAAUUAACACUGCACUCAUAGACUGAUGGGAUUAACACUGCACUCACUGCAUACAUACUGCUGGAAUAAACACUGCACUUACAAACUGUUGGCAUUAACACUGCACUCACUGGAUACAGCCAGCUGGGAUUAGCACUGCAUUUACUGGAUAUAAAUAGAUGGAAUUACUACUGCACUCACUGGAUACUAACAGCUGGAAUUAACAGCACACUUACUGGAUACAAAACAGCUGGAACUGAGAAAGCACUCACUGGAUACAGACAGGUGAAGUAAACCGUGCACUCAAUGGCUACAGGCAGCUGGAUAUAAAAGCACACUCACACGUUACUGACUGUUGGGAUUAAGGCUUCACUCACUCACAGGAUACAGACAGAUGGUUUUAACACUGCUUUCAGUCUGCUGGAUUGAAUCUUCACUCACUCCGCCUGUUGGAUUUAACUUUGCAGUGAACUCGCAUAAUAUGAGUACAGCCACUCAGCCUGCUGGAUUGUAAACUGCAGCCACUCAUCUCUGUCACUGCACUCACUCAGAAUUUUCAUUGGCAGCUGUCAAUCAUAUUGCUCAGUACCAGCACUCAGUAUCCAGGACUGCAAGCACAGAGCGAAAUUCUACCUUGCACUCACCAACUAACACUGGGAGGACACUGCAAUCCCUCAUAUUAAGGGUUUGCCCUUUCCACUCAGCCUUGAGUACACACUCACCCUCCUUCAGACAGGACUGCCUAGUGCUCCCACUAACUCUCCAGACAGGACUGCCCUGUGAUCCCACUCACUCUCCAGACAGGACUGUCCUGUGCUCCCACUCACUCUCCAUGUAGGACCGCCCUGUGCUCCCACUCACUCCAGACAGGACGGCCCUGUGCUCCCACUCACACUCCAGGUAGGGCUGCCCUGUGCUCCCACUCACUCUCCAGACAGGACUGCCCUGUGCUCUCACUCACUCUCCAGGUAGGGCUGCCCUGUGCUCCCACUCAUUCUCCAAGUAGGGUUGCCCUAUGCUCUCACUCAUUCUCCAGGUAGGGUUGCCCUAUGCUCUCACUCAUUCUCCAGGUAGGGCUGCCCUGUGCUCCCACUCAUUCUCCAGGUAGGGCUGCCCUGUGCUCCCACUCAUUCUCCAGGUAGGGUUGCCCUGUGCUCUCAGUGAUUCUCCAGGUAGGGCUGCCCUGUGCUCCCACUCAUUCUCCAGGUAGGGUAACACUGCCAUUCAACCAGGUUUCCAUAGAGAGAUACUGUGAUGAUGCUGGUGACAUCUCCUGCGUGCUCACCUCAUUCCAUGACAAGCCGUGGUGGCUGAUGGUGCUGUGUGUGGAUGAACCUUUCUCCUGGAGCUGGCAGAGUCCAUGUGAGGAGCAGUGAGUGUGGGGUCCCAGCUCUUGGCUUCAGUUCAGCUCCUCCCCAUGUGGGGGCUCACUUGAUCACAUAUUGGAACCUGUGCACUUUCACUGAAAAGCUAUUUUUUUUAAUAAUAAAAAAGGAUUUAGCUGCAGAUGAGACUGAGGAGGAGACUGGGAGUCUGUGCUGAGCUCCAGGCUGGGGAGCAGAUCACCCAACCAAGAAUGGAGAGGAGGAUGGGAUUGUGCUCCUUCAGGAUGCUGGCUUCUCUAUGGAUCUGUUUUCUUCUCUGCUCCUCCACCAGCGGGGACAUCUCCUGUAAGCAUUGUCACACCCGGAUCCAGCCGAGAGAUCCUGGAUUAAUGAGCCCACUGAGUGGGGGGGACCAGAGAAGGGGAAUUAGAGAAGUUCUGCAGAACUCCUUUGGGGCUGAGGGGGCUGAAUCACAGAACACUGAGGCGGACCCCCGACCAUCUGGGGUCAUUAAGAUGCAUUUUCUCAGUGAGCACCAGCAGCAGUCAAAAAGAGGGAUCAGCAGUCUCUUGGGGGUCCAAAAAACUUCUCACCAUAGUGGAGCAGAUGGCAGUGCCAGGAGGUUCCCCAAACCAAAAUUAGGACCUGUGGGAAGGGAGAGCAAACAAGGCAAAGUGACAGUGAGCAGGGUGAAGAGAGAACAGGCUGGAGAGAGGGUCUUCAUGAUGCCUUCUGACCCUAGCCAGGAGGACCCUCUGACUAGUUAUCCCAUGGAAGGACAGAAGGUCAAAAGGUCUGAUGGAAAAGGCUCCAGAGAUGAAGGGAGGUUAAACAGAGCCAGGACAGAGGAACUUCGCCUCAGUAGUACCAGCUUCGCUCUGACUGGAGAUUCUGCCCACAAUCAAGCCAUGGUCCACUGGACAGGGGGAGCCAACAGCAGUGUGAUUCUGAUCCUUACGAAACUGUAUGAUUUCAACCUGGGCAGUGUGACGGAGAGCUCGCUCUGGAGGUCAACAGACUAUGGGACGACUUAUGAAAAACUGAAUGAAAAAGUUGGUUUGAAAACUGUUCUCAGCUAUCUCUAUGUGAGCCCUACCAACAAAAGAAAGAUUAUGCUGCUGAGCGAUCCUGACGUUGAGAGCAGUAUAUUGAUCAGCUCGGAUGCUGGAGCUACUUAUCAAAAAUACCGACUGAAUUUUUACAUUCAGAGUCUGCUCUUUCAUCCGAAACAGGAGGAUUGGGUGCUAGCAUAUAGUCUGGAUCAAAAGCUUUAUAGCUCAAUGGAUUUUGGAAGAAAAUGGCAUCUAGUUCACGAGAGGAUCACACCAAACAGAUUUUAUUGGUCGGUAAUGGGCUUAGAUAAGGAACCUGACAUUGUACAUAUGGAAGCACGGACAGCUGAUGGACAUGCCCAUUAUAUAACCUGUAGAAUACAGGAAUGCUCGGAGACCACCAGGAGCGGACCCUUCUCUCGUUCUAUUGAUACCAACUCUUUAGUUGUACAGGAUGAAUAUGUUUUCAUACAGGCAACUUCUGGAGGAAGAGCAAGUUACUAUGUGUCAUAUAAACGAGAGGCAUUCGCUCAAAUUAAACUUCCGAAAUAUUCACUUCCUAAGGAUAUGCAUAUUAUCAGCACGGAUGAAAAACAAGUAUUUGCUGCGGUUCAGGAGUGGAACCAGAAUGAGACGUACAAUUUAUAUAUCUCUGACACACGUGGCGUGUACUUCACACUGGCCUUGGAGAAUGUCAAGAGCAGUCGAGGACUUGAAGGAAACAUUGUUAUCGACCUUUACGAGGUAGCUGGAAUAAAGGGGGUAUUUCUUGCUAACAAGAAGGUGGAUGAGAGAGUGAAGACUUUUAUCACAUAUAACAAAGGCAGAGACUGGCGUCUACUGCAGGCUCCUGACACAGAUCUCAAGGGAAAUCCAAUCAACUGUCUCUUGCCUUUCUGCUCUCUACAUUUCAACCUGCAAAUGUCAGAAAACCCAUAUAAUUCAGGAAGUAUAUCGAGCAAGGUUACCGCCCCGUGGCUCAUCGUGGCAUCAGGAAAUGUUGGUCCUGAAUUAUCCUCAACGGAUACGAAUAUGUUCAUCUCCUCCGAUGGUGGAAAUACCUGGAAACACAUUUUUGAAGAAGAGUACAAUGUUUGGUAUCUGGAUUGGGGUGGAGCGCUGGUGGCAAUGAAACACACAUCUCUACCGGUCCGGCAUCUAUGGUUGAGUUUUGAUGAAGGCAGAUCUUGGAGUAAAUAUGGAUUCACAUCAUCUCCUCUGUUUGUUGAUGGAGCGUUAGUGGAGCCUGGUGUUGAAAAUCAGAUCAUGACAGUAUUUGGUCAUUUCAGUCUCCUCUCCGAAUGGCAGUUGGUGAAAGUGGAUUAUAAAUCAAUAUUUAGCAGGAAAUGCAAUGAGAAUGACUUUGAGAGUUGGCAUUUGCAUAAUCAGAGAGAUUUCUGUGUCAUGGGGGAGAGAAAGACCUACCGUAAACGGAGACCUGGUUUAAAGUGUUUAUUGGGCAAAGAUUAUCUCCGAACAAUUACUGAGCCUUGCCUCUGCUCUCACUGGGAUUUUGAGUGUGACUAUGGCUAUGAGAGGCAAGGGAAGAAUCAGUGCACACCAGCAUUUUGGUUCAAUCCAUCGUCCAUCUCUCGAGACUGCAGUCAAGGGCAGAGCUUUCUAAAAAGUAGCGGAUAUCGAAGAAUUGUAUCCAAUAACUGCACAGAUGGGCUACGAGAGCAAUAUUCUGCAAAACCACAGCAGUGCUUGGGUAAAGCUCCCCAAGGCUUGCAUCUCUCCACCAGUGAUGGAAGACUGGGGGUACAAUAUGGACAGAACGUCACCUUCUUAGUGCACUUGGAAGAGGGCGACCUGCAGAGGAUAAACAUUCAGCUGGAUUUCGGAGACGGGAGUGCGGUUUCUUAUGCAAAUUUUAGCAAAAUAGAAGAUGGAAUAAAACACGUAUAUAAAUAUGCCGGCAUAUACCAGGUCACAGCAUACGCAGAGAACAAUGUGGGGAUUGAUAGUGCAGUCCUCUACCUGCAUGUGACAAGUCCGGUUGAACAUGUCCAUUUAAGAGUGCCAUUUGUUGCUAUCAAGAAUAAAGAGGCUAAUGUCAGCGCUGUGGUUUGGCCUUCACGUUCAGGAACGCUCACUUACUUUUGGUGGGUUGGAAAUAAUACAAAGCCUAUCAUCACCUUGGACAGCAGCAUCUCAUUGACAUUCAGUGAAGAGGGGACGAACACCAUUACCGUGCAGGUAUCUUCGGGAAAUACACUCAUCCAAGACACCAAAGAAGUGGCAGUACACGAGUACUUUCAAUCGCAACUGCUAUCUUUUUCUCCAAACCUGGAUUACCAUAAUCCUGACAUCCCUGAAUGGAGACAGGAUAUUAGCAGACUCAUUAAGAAAGCCCUGAUCCAGGUCACAAGCAUCCCAGAGGAGCAUGUUUUAGUGGCCAUGUUUCCUGGUCUCCCAACAUCUGCUGAACUUUUCAUAUUGCCCCAUAAAAAUGUGAGCGAGAGACGGAAAGGGGGCAAAUCAGAUUUGGAGCAAAUUGUGGAGACCUUAUUUAGCGCGCUUAAUCAAAACCUAAUUAUGUUUGAACUGAAGCCAGGUGUACAGAUCUUUGUGUACGUGACACAGCUCACAUUAGCCCCAUUGGUGGAUAACAGUUCCAGUCACAGCAGCUCUGCGAUGUUGAUGCUUCUCUCUGUGGUAUUUGUGGGUCUGGCUGUGUUUCUAAUCUACAAAUUCAAAAGGAAAAUCCCAUGGAUUAAUAUUUAUGCUCAGGUCCAACAUGAUAAAGAGCAAGAAAUGAUUGGGUCUGUCAGUCAAACAGACAACGCACCCAAAAUAUCUCUCAGCAACUUUGCAGAUCCCGAGGAGUUGGCAGACAAAGAGUUGGACACACGAGUCAUAGGCUGUAUCUCCGCAAUCGCAAACAGCGAAAGCACAAAAGAAAUCCCAAACUGUACAAGUGUUUAACAGGAAGAGAAAAACAUACCUGGGUCAAAAUCCGGACUUUUUUAUGAGACAAAACAAAACUUUCUUUUUCUUUUCUCAGUCUAUUUUUGCUCUCUUUGCCACAUUUAUACAUAUGGCAGGUAGAUGAGAUGCAUUUGUUACAAAAAAAAAAGACAGACAAAAAAAUGAAAAAAUGAAAACCACAGCCAAUCAAAGAAGGACAUAAAACAUCUGCUUCUCUCUUUCUUCUUGAACUAAGAGCUUGUUUCCAGAGGAAAUAAACACCUUUUACUUUGAGACAAGCUUGGUUUCUGAGAGUCUGGAGAUACAUCAUGCGAUGUUCAUUUAUAUUCUUCUGAUACAAGCUGCGUUUCAUUGUGGGCUAGACCCCGGGGAUAUCCCUGUGAAGGUGUUUUGUAAGCCAGGUGUUCAUUUGCAUGGCCAUGUUCAGAAUGGAUUAUUACAGACACUGUGGAGUGUAAAACAGGAAAUCUAAAAUGUGGAAUGUGAAUCACCAGAGAUUCCGAACUCAAUAUUUUGUUAUUAGACUCUCUGUUCUAUCUUAAUUUUAUGUUCAGCGCCGGCAAUGAAGAAUUUGUGCAUCACUUCGGUGCAGAUAAGAGAGAAAGCAAGAAUCCAUUAUUCUCUUAUCAGUAUCUUUCAUAUACUACAUCUAAAAAAAAAAAAAAAACACAUCUCUUACUAAUAAAAUGCACAUUUCAAGUUCCAGGUAUUGGAGACAAGGAUUGGAAGAAAAAACAAAAACAAACAAUAAAUCCCCAAACAAAUAAAACAAAACAGGUUACUUGUUAUUUUAUAUUGUUACAAUAUUCAUCAGCCAUAAAACAUUUCAUCUCUCAGCCUCAAAAGUAACCCUUUUAGUGCUACAGGGUUGUACAUGACUACAGUUAAAGGGUUACUAUCAUGCAAUUGACAUUUUACCCCGGCUGCAGUCAAGUAUGGCACUCUGAAAGAUAAUAUAAUUUGAGAUGAUGUCAUGAGCAUUUAGGACAUGCCGGGGUGGGGGAAGGAGGUACUAUCAAGUACUUGCUGUUAUACCCUGGUGAGGAUUAAUUCUGGCACUGAAAAGGUUAAUUGCAAAGAGGCUGGAGUAACUAAUGCGUGCGAUUAAUUUGGGGAGGAUUUUAAACUGGAAAUACAUUCUACUAUGGCAUAGCUUUUAGAAAAUGGUUUGAUUGUCAAACGUUAACCUGAUUUCUAUUUAUUUAUU
Messenger RNA from Pelobates fuscus (common spadefoot toad), 6798 nucleotides. RefSeq names its product sortilin related VPS10 domain containing receptor 3 (gene SORCS3). Lineage: Eukaryota; Metazoa; Chordata; Amphibia; Anura; Pelobatidae. The transcript has 27 exons. Gene Ontology annotation, molecular function: protein binding. The record is from RefSeq and is a predicted model, not a curated record. The coding region runs from base 1791 to 5588 and encodes 1265 amino acids. Gene Ontology annotation, cellular component: membrane.